This is a messenger RNA of Kogia breviceps (pygmy sperm whale), 2742 nucleotides long. It is a transcript of the gene CSDC2, whose product is annotated as cold shock domain containing C2. Gene Ontology annotation, biological process: regulation of mRNA stability. Gene Ontology annotation, molecular function: mRNA 3'-UTR binding. Gene Ontology annotation, cellular component: cytoplasm. Lineage: Eukaryota; Metazoa; Chordata; Mammalia; Artiodactyla; Physeteridae. The record is from RefSeq and is a predicted model, not a curated record.
GCAGGGUGAAAAUGGAGGCCAGAAAGAGGCUUAGUUCAGGGAUUCACCUCUGGCCCCAAGGCCUUUGGGUGAAGUGGGGGGGAGUGAAGGAAUGGGGGUGAGGAGGUAGAGAACUCGUCACCCUCACCCUUAUAUGACCACGGACAAUGGGCACUUCUUUGUAUCCCCCCCUUAGCCAAGCCUCACCAUAGCCUGUGAGGGAGUGAGGCAGGGCUUAUCAGCUCCAUUAUACAGAUGAGGAAGCUGAGGCCAGUGGAAGUGCUAGCCAAGUCCACGGCUAACACGCAGCAGAGCUGGAGCUCUCCAGGUCCAGGCGUCCUGCCUGGCCCCACUGUGGCAGGUUGCCCGCCCCAGGCUCAAUCAACAGCUAGCGUCUCUUGGAGCCCAAGACUUUCCAACCCUGGGGAGGGGGAGGGGUGGUGAGUGCAUGCGUGAGGGAACUACAUUCUCUUCCUCUGCAGAGAAAAAUACAGGAUGAAUUUUUUUAAGGUCAUCCAGGCACUGAGCUGUUGACAGGGGAAUUUCUAUUGAUUAGCACUGAUAAUAGCAAUUUAUUGGGUACCUACGAGAUGCCAGAUGCCUUCACAUACACUAAAUCAUUGAAUCCUCAGCAACCAGGGGAAUACCCUGGUGGUCCAGUGAUUAGGACACGGGUUUUCACUGCCGUGGACCUGGGUUCAAUCCCUGGUCCGGGAACUAAGAUACCACAAGCUGUGUGGUGUGACCAAAAAACAAAAACCUCAGCAGCCUUGCAUGGUAAGCAUUCGCAACCUCGUUUUAGAGAGGGGGAACCUGGGGCUAAGGAAAAAUCUCCAACAUUCCUAAGAGCUCACCAUGCCCUGAUCCUAUUCUAAGCAUGUAGAAAGUCAUUUAAUCCUCACAGCAACCUCUCCGUGAAAUAAGAACCCACAUUAUCCCCAUUUUACAGAGCAGGGAACCAAGUCAAAGGUUAUGAGUGUUGACCAAGGCUGCACAGCUGGUAGGUAGAGGAGCCAGGAUUCAAACCCAGACCUUUUGGGUCCACAUUCGCCCACAUUCCCACCUGCCAUGCUGGAACUGUUGAGUGGCUUGCUUGAGGUCACCAAGUUACAGGUGACAAAGCUGAGAUUCAGACCCAGGUCUGUGGAUUUGAAACUGCUAGCAGCUGUGCCACACUGUGCCCCGGAUCAUUGGCCACUUUACCCAUCCCACCUCUUAGGGCCCCAAGUUAAAGAAUUGAACUUCAAGCUGGAAGGACUUUUGGUUAGUCUCGGUCAGCUUGGAUCACCACUAACAAAAUACCCCAGACUGGGGGCUUAAACAAGACAUUUACCUCGUACAGCUCUGGAGACUAGAAGUCCGAGAUCAGUGUGCCAGCACGGUCUGGCUCUGUCUGGGGAGAGCUCUUGUCCUAACUUGUAGACCGCCCCCUUCUGGCUCUGUCCUCACAAGGCAGGGAGAAAGGGGGCAAGCUCUGGGUUGGGGGGUGUCUGUCCUUCUAAGGACGCUAAUCCCAUCAUGGGGGCCCCACCCUCCUGACCUCAUCUAAACCUAGUUACCUCCCAAAUGCCCCAUCUCCAAAUACUAUCAUAUAGGAGGGGUUAGGAUUUCAACAUGUGAAUUUUAGGGGAACGCAAUUCAGCCCACAGCGAGGUUCUAUGACCAUUUUGUCUUUCGGGGGAGGACACCGAGUCAGGUAGGGGCUGUGAGUGGCCUGAACUCACUCUGUCAGGAGUAGCAGGCAGGCCCGGCCCUCCAGACCUGUGUCCAGAAGCUACCCACCCUGGACCACACUCACCUGUACCUCUCUCUACCCCUUCCAGACGGAGCCUGUGGCUGGUGAGGCCGCCGAGCAGGGCCAGGCCGGGCCCUGCCCGCAAGGACGCCCAAGCCCUUCACCGGCCCCUGUGCCUGGGAGCCCACCAGGCUCUCCCACUGGCUCCGCCAUGACUUCGGAGCCCACGCCACCCCCGGUCGUGCCCCCGCUCCACUCCCCCAAGUCCCCUGUCUGGCCCACCUUCCCAUUCCACCGGGAGGGCAGCAGGGUCUGGGAGCGAGGCUGUGUCUCGCCUCGGGACCUGCCCAGCCCCCUGCCCACCAAACGGACCAGGACGUAUUCAGCGACAGCCCGUGCCUCGGCUGGCCCCGUGUUCAAGGGUGUCUGUAAGCAGUUCUCACGCUCACAGGGCCACGGCUUCAUCACCCCGGAGAACGGGUCAGAGGACAUCUUCGUGCAUGUGUCUGACAUCGAGGGGGAGUACGUGCCAGUGGAAGGCGACGAGGUGACCUACAAGAUGUGCCCUAUCCCGCCCAAGAACCAGAAGUUCCAAGCCGUGGAGGUGGUGCUCACCCAGCUGGCGCCACACACUCCCCACGAGACGUGGUCCGGCCAGGUGGUGGGCUCCUAGGCUGGCUGGCUCCUGUGCUAGCUGCCAGGCGUUGGGGGAGCCACACAGGGUAGAUGGGCGGCAGCCAGCUCCACGCCCCACGGCACUGGCUGAGCCAGUCCCCCGGGCGGCCUCGGUGUGCAAGUCUGUCUGUCUGUGCUCGUGGACUUGAGUGUGUGCCUCCAUCCACCCUGUGACUAUUGUGAGUCAGACCGAGGGGGAGGCCACCAGACCCGCCUUCCCUGCUUUCCACUCUCUCUCCUUCCUCCCCUCCCUGCCACAUACGCACAGGACCCUCCUGCCCUCCUCACACCCAUCUGCGUGUCCACUGAGCCUCGGCGGGCCUGCGUCAGGCCAGGGCCGGAGUCGGGACAGU